This is a messenger RNA of Anolis sagrei ordinatus, 502 nucleotides long. It is a transcript of the gene SSNA1, whose product is annotated as SS nuclear autoantigen 1. Lineage: Eukaryota; Metazoa; Chordata; Lepidosauria; Squamata; Anolidae. The record is from RefSeq and is a predicted model, not a curated record. Gene Ontology annotation, cellular component: ciliary basal body; centrosome.
CCGCGGCGGGAGGGAGGAAGGAAGGAAGGCGAGCCCGCGGAGACGGAGGAUGACCCAGCAAGGGGCCGCCCUGCAGAGCUACAACAACGAGCUGGUCAAAUGCAUCGAGGACCUGUGCCUGAAGCGGGAGGAGCUGUCCAAGCAGAUCCGUCAGGAGGAGGAGGAGAAGGGCAGGCUCCAGGGCGAGAUCCGCACCCUGACCGAGCGCCUGGCCCGCGUCAACGAGAACCUGGCCCGCAAGAUGGCCUCCCGCAACGAGUUCGAUAAGACCAUCGCCGAGACUGAAGCCGCCUACAUGAAGAUCCUGGAAAGUUCCCAGACGCUGCUCAGUGUCCUGCGGAAGGAGGCGGGGAACCUCAGCCGCGCCACGGGAGCCACGGAAUCCAAACCCCCCGCAGCGAAGGACAACUGAAGGGUUGGUCUCCAAUCCCUCUGACUCUGGGCUCUUCUCGGGGAGGCGUUUCAUAGGCAAUGUAUAAUAAAGAGGAUUUUGUUUUCCAAA